Messenger RNA from Neoarius graeffei (lesser salmon catfish), 780 nucleotides. RefSeq names its product V(D)J recombination-activating protein 1-like. Gene Ontology annotation, biological process: ubiquitin-dependent protein catabolic process; protein polyubiquitination. NCBI's taxonomy places the organism in Eukaryota, Metazoa, Chordata, Actinopteri, Siluriformes, Ariidae. The transcript has 5 exons. The record is from RefSeq and is a predicted model, not a curated record. Gene Ontology annotation, molecular function: ubiquitin protein ligase activity.
AUGACCGGUAGCGGCAGAGUUAUUAACCCUAGAGGCUGUGUUACAGGAGGGGCCCUGCUAUACCCAUAUGACAGUGACCAGUCAAGAAGACUGAUGAUGAUGGAAGUGAUCAGUAAGAAAGGUGAAAGACUGGAGCUUGAAGGUAAGAGAGCACUGAAGGUAAGAGAGCGGUUGAAGCAGGCAUCUGAAUAAAUGGGAAACUCAUCAGAAUUAAGCCUGGACUCAAGUAAAGCGUCUCCGAAAACAGAUGUACAUUCAGACAUGGAGGAGGACUGCGACUAUGACUGCCCCAUCUGUCGGGAGGUUUUAAAAAUGCCCAUCCGCACCAAGAACUGCCAGCAUGUUUUCUGCCAGAGCUGUUUUAAGAUGGCGGUGAGGAAUCGGCACCUUCAGUGCCCACUGUGCCGGAGCCCCGUGCUUGAGGGAGUGCGCAGAGCAACAGACAUCCAGAAAAGGAUGAGACAGACGAAGGGCAAAUGCAGAGCUUGUAGAAAAAAGAGAGUUCUCAGCAAGAUGAGGCUCCACUACAGAUUCUGCAAGAAGUACAUCGAGGAAUUUGGUCCUAUCAGUAAAGUUGCCAUGCUGCUUCCUGUCCAAACUCCAAACUUACCAGAAAGCAACGUAGUUAUCCACAACACCCCUGUUCCUACACCAUCCAACAGGUUUGUGAACACUUUCAAACUCCAUCACCAUGUGACUGAUCCCCAGAUCACCAGUGCAGAGUUGAAGCCUGGCUCGGUAUGCUGCCGCUGCAGAGAGCCUGGGCAUUUCCAGGACUAG